AUGAGUAUAUCAAGAGGAUUGGUCCGAAGGCUUAUUGGCAGCCAUGGAGCGGGUUUCAAAGCGAUAUAUAUGGAGAAGAGAAUGACCAAGGCACAGUUGAAGGAUAUUUGCAUAUCGUCUGUGGUUGCUGUCGUUAUGAAUGAAGAUGUGCCUGUUGGUGUUGGAGGCCUUGUUAUUGCAGGAUUGAGCAAGAUUUUGUCAAGAAAGCUAAAGUAUUUGUCGGAAGAGUGUGGAGGAGUGGUGCAUGCAGUAUGUGAGGGAUCAGGAGAGAGGGCGAAAAAGGCAAGCCAAGGAGUGGCCAAAGAAAUAACGCUGGGAGUGGAGGAACUGUGUAUUGAUGACGAGAUGAUUGAUCCAGAGGAGUUUGUUGUUCUUGGCGAGCGUGAGGAUGUCGAUGAUGUGGCAAUAAGCAUGGAUGACAUGAGUUUUGGAGCAAGCAUGAGUGGAAUUUCGCAUGUUGAGCAGAUGAGGGAUGCGGAUGACGACGGAUCUGUGGGAAGAAGUACAACGGAUGUAACACAGAUUCCGAUUGAAGAGUAUAAGGAGAAGAGAAGAAGGAUAGUGGAUGAGGGAGAGACGGAGUAUGAUGCACAAGCGUUUAGGGAGAAUCUGCGUGACACAAGAGAUAUUGUGUGUAUGAAAAGAAUGGAUUUUGGAGAGGUGAUGCGAUCAAGGCUGUUUAUUGCGCCUGAAAUUCUGUGUAGGAUUCGAGACGAAGGUAUGAUGCACAGAGAGAGUGUUGAAGGGGUGCGUGAUGAGAUGCUGGUAGAUUCAUACAUGGAUAUUAGCUUUAGAAAUGAAAUAGAAACAGACAAUGAGCAUAAUGAGCAUAAUGAUGUGGACAAUGAAGACGAAGAGAAUGACAUAGAAAACUACUUUGAGAUUAGCGAGCUGGAAAAGAGUUUUAAUUUUAAUAAUGUUGUUGGAGACAAAAAUAGAUAUGAGAGAAGCAAAUCUUUUUUUUGCCUUCUGAGCUUGCUUGGAAAGGGCACAGUGAUUGCCGAUCAGAUAGAGCCAUAUGGCGUGAUUGAGUGCAAAUUGUGCUAG
This is a messenger RNA of Ordospora pajunii, 1047 nucleotides long. RefSeq lists its product as uncharacterized. NCBI's taxonomy places the organism in Eukaryota, Fungi, Microsporidia, Ordosporidae. The transcript has a single exon. The coding region runs from base 1 to 1047 and encodes 348 amino acids. The record is from RefSeq and is a predicted model, not a curated record.